Messenger RNA from Pelmatolapia mariae (spotted tilapia), 810 nucleotides. RefSeq names its product GATA zinc finger domain-containing protein 15-like. Lineage: Eukaryota; Metazoa; Chordata; Actinopteri; Cichliformes; Cichlidae. The transcript has a single exon. The annotation marks the transcript as partial. The record is from RefSeq and is a predicted model, not a curated record.
AACAGCUGCUCCAACAACAACAACUGUCCCAACCACAACAACAGCUGCUACAACAACAACAACUGCUGCUCCAACCACAACAACAGCUGCUCCAACAACAACAACUGCAGCUCCAACAACAACAACUGCAGCUCCAACAACAACAACAACAGCUGCUCCAACAACAACAACAACAGCUGCUCCAACAACAACAACUGUCCCAACCACAACAACAGCUGCUACAACAACAACAACUGCUGCUCCAACCACAACAACAGCUGCUCCAACAACAACAACUGCAGCUCCAACAACAACAACUGCAGCUCCAACAACAGCAACAACAGCUGCUCCAACAACAACAACUGUCCCAACCACAACAACAGCUGCUACAACAACAACAACUGCUGCUCCAACAACAACAACUGUCCCAACCACUACAAUAGCUGCUAUAACCACAACAACCGCCCCAACCACUACAACUGCUGCUCCAACCACAACAACAGCUGCUCCAACAACAACAACUGCAGCUCCAACAACAACAACUGCAGCUCCAACAACAACAACUGCAGCUCCAACAACAACAACAACUGCUGCUACAACAACAACAACAGCUGCUCCAACAACAACAACUGUCCCAACCACUACAACAGCUGCUACAACCACAACAACUGCCCCAACCACUGCAACUGCUGCUCCAACCACAACAACACCUGCUCCAACAACAACAACAACUGCUCCAACAACAACAACUGCAGCUCCAACAACAACAACUGCAGCUCCAACAACAACAACUGCAGCUGCUCCAACAACAACAACUGUCCCAACCACUAC